This is a messenger RNA of Exophiala spinifera, 2055 nucleotides long. RefSeq lists its product as uncharacterized. NCBI's taxonomy places the organism in Eukaryota, Fungi, Ascomycota, Eurotiomycetes, Chaetothyriales, Herpotrichiellaceae. Bases 1 to 2055 code for a protein of 684 amino acids. The transcript has a single exon. The record is from RefSeq and is a predicted model, not a curated record.
AUGUGCAAAGCCAUCCGCUAUCGCUUUCUCAAAUGCCUCGAAUUGCCUCUGCAUGCCCGCGGUUGCUGGCAAGGCGACGGAUCCAUAGACAAAAUAGUCUAUGAGCUCUGUGACUAUGCCAAGGGCAAGGUACCAGAUAAACAGCCUUAUGUUGUAGGCUAUCCCCCCGACCAGAAAGCCUACAAUUUUUUCAGAAUCCCCCAUUGCCCUGUCGUAUGUGAAGAGCGUGAAGUUGAUCUUCUCUGUGUCCAAUGCCAGAAGAGGCUCUUCCAGGAUGGUCGCUCUGAGAGACCUGACCCCUGGGCAGAAGCUUACGACUUACUUUCAGAUCCACAACACGAAUUCACCUGGCAUGUCCCCUAUAUGCCAUGGCAGAAUCCCUUCUUUCGUGAGGUCAACUGGAAUCCAGUGGAGAGACCCGCGCCUCUCGACGAGCCUCCUUUCAGCCCCAGAAACGGAGCAGACUAUGUCCAUCCAGAAGUCGGAGUGCUGAACCCAAACGAUACUCCCACUAGAUGGCAAUCGGCCGACGGACGUGUGGUCGUCCUGCUGGACACGUCCGAAGAUAAAGAGUAUAGAAUGACUGAAUGGCCUGUGGAAAUUAGCGGGAAAGCAGAGGAGCUUAUCGCAUGGGAGUGGAAGCAACAAUGCCUACUGAUGAAACAACAGCAGCAGCAGCAGCAGCAGCAACAGCAACAGCAACAACAACAACCACAACAGCCACAAUGGCGCCCUAGAGACGCUUCCGAAACAUCAUCCAGUGAUUCAUCGUCGAGUCAACAAUCAGGCCGAGGGGCCAUCCGAGUUGGUUUCAAUGCGUGCGAAUCUGGUGCUGCGCCGGCUGACAUCAAUCAAAGUCGACAACACCUCCAGAUCCAUGCCCACCCACGUGCCGAGCUUGAUCCAAUCUUUGAUUCGUUGUGUCAACUAUUGCUGCAACCGGUUCCAGCCGUCACUUCUCAAAUCCCAUCACAGACGACAGGAGUCGUUGCACCGCCGGCCCCGACAACGGCAACUCAACCAAGUCCACCGAGACUCACGCGUGGUCGGUUGUUGUCUUCCACAUGUACCCGGCUGCCCAGUAUUCCAGGCUGGGAACCGGACUCGCCCAGCAAGAGAAGCCGCGAAUCAAGCGUGGACACUGACACCGCUAGUAGAUCGUCCAAGCGUCGGAGACUCGAUACUGACAAGCCGCCAAACAGUUCCCACGAUGCACCUCAAGAUCCUCAGCCCCUGCCCUCGCAAUCUUCCAGGAGUGCUGUCGAUCGGCCCAAGAUCAUCUUAAGAUUACGAAAUCCCAAUGCCGGGGCAAGAAAGCCGUCACAGCCCAGACCAGUUAAGAUCAGACUGAUUGUGACCAAUCGGUCACGACCCCAGACCUCUGACGCCGCGCAAGGUAAGAACACGGGCAUCUUCAGACCAGGCCUGCCACGCUUGAGGGUUUUCAUCCCUCCCGCUCCGACCGGUACCAUUGUUCAGCAGUUUCCUCCCCAGGGACUGCCAGCCAGCGGAUACGUACCGGGCACCGACAUUCGAGUGGGUCCUGUAGACAACAAUGUCCGCACGCGGCCCUCCCCAGACAUACCAUCCAUCUCGUCGAUCUCCUCUGGAGAAAGCAGCAGCAGCAGCAGCAGCAGGACUGUGGGCGACGGGUCUACACCUUCCGGCAAACCAUCAGUAGGAAGCGGCUCUGAAGCUGAAGACGAGGACGAAUCGACAGCCUCUUCUUCACAUGCUUCCGCUUCCAGGACCACUGGCACGAGUAGCACCGCGAGCCCGUCCCACGUGACCAGCGUCGAGACGCCAUGUCCGAAGCCCAAACCUGUCAAAAUCCUCCUCAAGCUCGUCUUGAAGCCCUUGGGGGUGACGAGGAACAGCACAGGCCAGCAGAGACGUUCUCAUUCCUCGCGUCCCGCCGCGCCUCGAGCCCCAAUGGGUAGUCCCUUGCACGUGUCCACUGGCCUAACAACGCGAGCCCGAGCUCGAGCACAGCGAGCCGCGCGAGGUCCGAUGACGAGAGCCAGACUGCGAGCGUUGCAGGCAGCCGGGGUCUAG